CAUCUCCUUACCGUCAGGACAUACACUGUUUUUCAGCGUCCAUUACCGCCUGACGUCCACGAUGUCUGACGCCGACUUCGAAAAGGUGCGCCAAGCGCAAGCUGAGCGAAACGCCACAGGCAAAAAGGGCUUCGGCGUUGGAGUGAACGGUCAACGCAGCAACAACACCAAGGCAUCCCUCACUGAGAACUUCGACAAGGAUCUCUACGGCGAUAAUGCAGCCGACAAGUUUGCCGGUUACAAUACUUCCAUCGCAGCCGACGACGGCGAUGAGGUGAUGGAGGACGGCGACGGCGAGGAUGGCAACGAUGGCAGACUUAUUGGUCAGUACACAGCUACGGCCGCUCAGAUGAACGAGUGGGCAACGGGGGAAACGGAGGAAGGCGACAUCCUGCAAAGCCGGGAGAAGCAGGCGCAGAUUGCGAGUCGCGAGACGGACUAUCAGAAGCAGCGCUUUAGGCGCGAGCUGGAUGAUGGCGAGGGUAAGACGUAUCGCGAAACGAUGGCAGAGCGGGAGUUACAGAGAGAAGAGGAGAGAGUGCGAAGGCUGAUCGAGCAGAGGGAUAAGGAGAAGAUUGCGCAUGGAGACGAUGAGGAGAUGGACGGGCUGGAGGAGCACAAGCCCAUGCUUAAGGAUGGCAGUGCAGAGCAGGACGGUAAGAUCAAUGGCGGUACGAACGGGCAUGUGGCUGCCAAACCUACCAGGGCGAGGAAGAGGAGAUGGGACGUUGAUGCUGCCACGGAGGAAGCGCAUGCUACUAACGGCGAAGCCACAACGAAUGGGCAUGCCACCAACGGAGAGGUGAAGGCGGCUAAGCGAUCAAGAUGGGACACCACAAGCGCUCCUGAUGGCGUAAAUGGCGCAGUUACGCCUGCAGCCGCCAAGAAGCGCUCAAAGUGGGACAUAGCUGGCGCUGCCGGUGGCGCUACACCUGCGCCCGCUACCCAGCCUGCGUCAGGUUUUGGCACGGAUAUCUCAAGCCGCAACGCACCGCUCUCGGACGAGGAGCUGGACGAGAUGCUACCCUCAGAAGGCUAUCAAAUCCUCGAGCCGCCACCUGGGUACGAGCCUCUUCGUGCUCCAGCCCGCCGUAUCGCGCCCGCAGCUACUCCCGUCAAUACCGGCGGCUUCAUGAUGCAAGAACCCGUCGACGCUCGCUCGAUGGGCAAGCAGCUACCCUCUGACAUCCCGGGUGUUGGCGACCUGCAGUUCUUCAAGGCCGAAGACAUGGCCUACUUCGGCAAGCUUGUCGACGGCGCAGAUGAAAAUGAGCUUAGCGUAGAAGAGCUAAAGCAGCGCAAAAUCAUGCGUCUCCUGCUUAAGGUCAAGAACGGCACACCACCGAUGAGGAAGACGGCCCUACGACAGCUUACCGACAAUGCACGCCAUUUCGGUGCUGGUCCGCUGUUCGAUCAGAUCCUGCCGUUACUCAUGGAGAAGUCGCUUGAGGACCAAGAGCGCCACCUACUCGUCAAGGUCAUUGAUCGUGUGCUGUACAAGCUCGAUGACCUAGUCCGGCCGUAUGUGCACAAGAUCCUGGUGGUCAUUGAACCACUGCUCAUUGAUCAAGACUACUACGCUCGCGUUGAGGGUCGCGAGAUUAUAUCAAAUCUGUCAAAGGCGGCCGGCUUGGCGCACAUGAUCAGCACGAUGAGACCCGACAUCGAUCACGUCGACGAGUACGUGCGUAAUACCACCGCCCGUGCUUUCGCUGUUGUGGCGAGCGCUCUGGGUAUCCCAACACUGCUGCCCUUUCUCAAGGCCGUCUGCAAGAGCAAGAAAUCAUGGCAAGCCCGCCACACCGGCGUCAAGAUCGUGCAGCAGAUCCCCAUCCUCAUGGGCUGUGCCGUUCUACCCCAUCUCAAGGGGCUUGUGGACUGUAUCGGCGAGAACCUGAAUGACGAACAGGCUAAAGUGCGCACUGUUACUUCUCUUGCUCUGGCUGCGCUCGCCGAAGCUUCGAACCCUUUCGGUAUUGAGUCAUUCGACGAUAUCCUCAACCCUUUGUGGACCGGUGCUCGUAAGCAGCGUGGCAAAGGUCUCGCUGGCUUUCUCAAGGCUGUCGGCUAUAUCAUCCCGCUUAUGGACGAGGAGUACUCGAACUACUACACCGGUCAAAUCAUGGAGAUUCUGCUUCGUGAGUUCCAGUCACCAGACGAAGAAAUGAAGAAGGUCGUGCUCAAGGUCAUCUCCCAAUGCGCGGGUACGAGCGGCGUGACUGCGCAGUACCUGAAGGACAAGGUCCUCAACGACUUCUUCAAGAGCUUCUGGGUCCGCCGGAUGGCGCUUGACAAGCGAAACUACAAGCAGGUCGUUGAGACUACUGUUGACCUCGGCAAUAAGGUCGGUGUAGGCGAGAUAGUGGAGAGAGUUGUCGGUAAUCUGAAGGAUGAAAGCGAGGCUUACCGAAAGAUGACCGUGGAGACCAUCGAGAAGGUUAUCUCGGCUAUGGGCGCAGCAGACAUCAAUGAGCGGCUCGAGGAGCGGCUCGUCGAUGGCAUCCUUCAUGCAUUCCAGGAGCAGAGCGUCGAAGACAUCGUGCUGCUCAAUGGGUUCGGUACCGUGGUCAACGCACUCGGAACGCGCUGUAAGCCGUACCUGCCGCAGAUUGUGAGUACGAUCUUGUGGCGUCUGAACAAUAAGAGCGCGACUGUUCGACAGCAAGCCGCAGACCUCGUCACACGGAUUGCGAUUGUGAUGAAGCAGUGCGGCGAAGAUGGAUUGAUGGGCAAGCUUGGCACCGUACUCUACGAAUAUCUUGGUGAAGAGUACCCGGAGGUGCUCGGCUCGAUUCUUGGUGCCAUGCGUUCUAUCGUCACCGUGGUGGGCAUAAACAGCAUGCAACCUCCCAUCAAGGACCUGCUACCUCGCCUUACACCCAUUUUGCGCAACAGACACGAAAAAGUGCAGGAGAACACGAUCGAUCUGGUGGGACGCAUUGCUGACCGUGGGCCGGAGAGCGUCAAUGCCCGCGAAUGGAUGCGUAUUUGCUUCGAGCUGUUGGACAUGCUGAAGGCCCACAAGAAAGGCAUCCGGCGUGCAGCCAACAACACCUUUGGCUUCAUUGCCAAAGCCAUUGGACCUCAGGACGUGCUUGCGACGCUGCUCAACAACCUCCGCGUGCAAGAGCGCCAGUCGCGUGUCUGUACCGCUGUCGCCAUCGGCAUCGUAGCCGAGACCUGCGCGCCUUUCACUGUCCUGCCGGCGUUGAUGAACGAAUACCGUGUACCGGAGCUCAACGUACAGAACGGCGUGCUGAAGUCCCUUUCCUUCCUCUUCGAGUAUAUCGGCGAAAUGGCCAAAGACUAUGUCUACGCGGUCACGCCAUUGCUCGAAGAUGCCCUCAUCGACCGUGACCAAGUCCACCGUCAAACUGCCGCCAGCGUCGUAAAACACAUAGCUCUUGGCGUCGUUGGGCUGGGCUGCGAAGACGCUAUGCUACACUUGCUAAAUCUGCUGUACCCGAACCUGUUCGAGACGUCUCCACAUGUUAUCGAUCGGGUUAUUGAGGCUAUUGAUGCGGUCAGGUUGGCUGUCGGCACAGGCGCGGUCAUGAACUAUGUCUGGGCGGGUUUGUUUCACCCAGCAAGGAAGGUCAGGACGCCAUACUGGAGGUUGUACAAUGACGCGUACGUGCAGAGUGCGGACGCAAUGGUGCCUUACUAUCCGCCACUCGAGGAUGAUAAGCUCAAGAGGGUGGAGUUGAUGGUGGUGAUCUGAUCGACGUGAUCAGUGGCACAGCCAUCCGGCAUUGGAUCACGAUACCUACAUCCAGUCAAGCACAAGUCAGCUGCGUAGCUCUAGGAGCAACCAGCGAAAUAGAGUCUCGCUGUGAAUGAUUUACAGCC
This is a messenger RNA of Baudoinia panamericana UAMH 10762, 3849 nucleotides long. RefSeq lists its product as uncharacterized. Gene Ontology annotation, cellular component: catalytic step 2 spliceosome; U2 snRNP; U2-type prespliceosome. Lineage: Eukaryota; Fungi; Ascomycota; Dothideomycetes; Mycosphaerellales; Teratosphaeriaceae. Gene Ontology annotation, molecular function: mRNA binding. The coding region runs from base 62 to 3721 and encodes 1219 amino acids. The transcript has a single exon. The record is from RefSeq and is a predicted model, not a curated record. Gene Ontology annotation, biological process: spliceosomal complex assembly.